This is a messenger RNA of Cherax quadricarinatus, 1162 nucleotides long. The record is from RefSeq and is a predicted model, not a curated record. NCBI's taxonomy places the organism in Eukaryota, Metazoa, Arthropoda, Malacostraca, Decapoda, Parastacidae.
CAGCCUUUCAGUUACUGGUGCCAAUUAGCUUGGCACUGCCUUCAAUGGCACCAUUAGAAGGACGAUCUUUAGACUUGGACACCGUGAUGGCUGGGGAGGUGGUGGCUAAGAACCUCACGUGGGAUCCUGCAUAUCAACAAUCUUUGACUCAACUCUCUGUUUACUUUGCCCAUCUUGAGGUGUCAAGCUUAUCCUGUCAAGAGCGUCUUAUAUGCGAGGUAACAGCAGAUCCUCUCACUUUCUUCCCCAUCAGUCAGAUCUUCUUAAAGGAACUCAGGCUUGUUAACGGACCAGUGACAAUGACUGAUGACUCUCUGAUGUGGCGCUAUAUGACAGCUGCUCGUCAAGGCUUCACAUCACACACUGACAGUUGUGUCCCUGCCUACAGUAGCUGUCACCUGCCUGCUGACAGCUUCCUCAACAUGCCCGUGCUUAAAGUCUGGCAAUAUAUCUCAUCCAAAGUCAAACUUGAGUUUAUUUGAAAACAAUAGUUAAUUAGAGAAGUAAAUUAUUUAGCGUUGUACCAUAUUAAUGUUUAUUGUAAGAACAGGAACCAAUUAUAAUGAAUGUUGAAUGUUGAUGUUGUGAUUCUUACUUGAGAUGUUUAGGCGAUAUUUGUGUUGUUUUUUUCAUAAGGGUUUCCUUGAUGCCGGUAGAAGGCUCUUGAUUCAAGUAAUUUAACCGUGGCACGUGGCCUGGUAGCAAAAGCCCUUGUUUCAGACGAUGAUCAUCAGGGUUCGAUUCCCAGCGAGGGUAGAACCAUUGGGCGUGUUUCCUUACACCGGUUGUCUAUGUUCACCCAUCAAUAAAGUGGGUACCUGGGUGUUAGUCGACUGGUGUGGGUCGCAUCCUGGGACAAAACUGACCUAAUUUUCUCUGCUUAACAAACAGCUUUCUAUAUAGAGGUGUGUCAUUGAUGUCAGCUAGACCUGUAUACCUGAUACAUGUACUUGUAGUGAUGCAGAUAUAAUGAUAUAAUACUAUCCUGUUCCUUGAAUGAAAUAUAUUUGCCUUCCAUUCUCCAGGUACUGUUACCCCUAGUACUUAGCGGUUCCUCAUAUACAUGUAUGGCAAGACUUACUGGCUGGAUUUGGUGCUGAUUGUUGGUUGAAUAAGUCCUGGAAAGAUAAUGCAGAAGCUGGAACCACUGUGAUGUAAGCCA